Colletotrichum lupini is the source of this 897-nucleotide messenger RNA. RefSeq lists its product as uncharacterized. The transcript has 8 exons. The record is from RefSeq and is a predicted model, not a curated record. The coding region runs from base 1 to 897 and encodes 298 amino acids. Lineage: Eukaryota; Fungi; Ascomycota; Sordariomycetes; Glomerellales; Glomerellaceae.
AUGGAGUUAAACAGUGUUAUGCGGGUGAUCAAGUGGCGGGUACAUACCAUAACGCAGUUUCGGGAGAGAGGGGUAGGCGGCGGUCAACCUGACCCACCGCCGCCGCCACGCGAGAAAUGCGGGCUCGGAGGCCCGGGCAAAUGGAUUGGAGGAAGGCAGAGAGAGGGGGAAGGGUGGCACCUGAUCGCAGAAGUGAUUCCUGCCCAAUCGGCCUCUCUAGGGCUGGCUGUGAUAGGCGGUGUAUGCGCCUUACCAACAAGAUUGACUGGUCGGCUUGAAAAUGACGACCGUGUUAAUCUGCGCCGAUCUCCCGCCUUGGAGAAGGAGGCUAGUGACGCAAGAUGGAGAGCAGUCUACUGCAAAGUCCAGACCGCAUCGAACCUCUGGUCGGGCCUAUCAGCCCAAAGACCAGGACGUGACUCUCCUCCGCAACUUGGGAAGCUUUGUUGGACCCUGGAAAGCCUUCGGAGGCCUGUCUGCGGUGCCCUACGGUCAGGCAGCAAUCUCGACCUGACAGUGAUUGUGAGGGAGACAGCGGCAUCCGAGGCCUACAAGAACCUUCGUCAGAAUCGGUGGGCCAGUAAGUCAGCCGCAUGUUCCCGGGAUUCCGUUUGUGGCCUGCGGAUGGGCGCGGGAAGCGACAUCUGCAGGACAGCUUUUCUGCAGGGCAUCGCAACUUUUUACUUUCUCAUGUCAGCUCAGCCAUUCCCUACAUACGCGAUUGUGGCCUCCCACUUCCCGCCUGCUCACACUUGCUCGCAGCUGCGAGAUGGGACCAAGCCCCUCCAGCUCGCAACAGAACCGGGUUGCCCCGCGAUCCCCGCCAGUCUUGGUCGCCAAAAAUCUAAGCCAGAAAUGUAUGAAUCCCAACAAUGGAUAGGCUGGUCGACUGCUUAG